Messenger RNA from Medicago truncatula (barrel medic), 2013 nucleotides. RefSeq names its product probable flavin-containing monooxygenase 1. Gene Ontology annotation, molecular function: flavin adenine dinucleotide binding; NADP binding; N,N-dimethylaniline monooxygenase activity. The transcript has 5 exons. NCBI's taxonomy places the organism in Eukaryota, Viridiplantae, Streptophyta, Magnoliopsida, Fabales, Fabaceae. The coding region runs from base 145 to 1698 and encodes 517 amino acids. The record is from RefSeq and is a predicted model, not a curated record.
AGACGACAAAUUACAAAAUAUUUUUAGCAUAAAUAAUCCUGGUCAUUGGUUCAAUGCAUUUAUUUCAAAAGAUAAUUGCCUGCAACUAUAUCUGAGUACAUCAGAGCAAAUAAUAACCUAGCAAUUAGUCUUAUUAUUUAUAAAAUGGAAAAAAGAGUUGCAAUUGUUGGUGCAGGAAUAAGUGGCCUACUUGCUUGCAAAUAUGUUACACAAAUUGGUUUUAAUCCAAUUGUCUUUGAAGCUGAUGAUGGUGUUGGAGGAUUAUGGAGGCAUACUAUUGAAUCUACUAAACUUCAAAACCCAAAACAAGCAUACCAAUUUUCAGAUUUUCCAUGGGAUUCUUCUGUAAAAGAAGAUAAUCCCAAUAACCAUCAAGUGCAAGAAUAUCUUAACUCCUAUGCUCAACAUUUCUCCAUCAUUCCUUACAUAAGGUUCAAUUCAAAAGUCAUUGAUAUUGAUUAUGUUGGAGAGUCUAAUGAAGAAAUGAAGUCAUGGGAAUUAUGGAGUGGUAAUGGCUCUCCUUUUGGCUCAAAGGGAACAUGGCAUAUUACUGUGGAAGAUACUAAAGAUUUCUCAACAAAGGUACAUAAAGCAGAGUUUGUUAUUCUUUGCAUUGGGAAAUAUAGUGGUUUUCCAAACAUUCCUGAGUUCCUCCCUGGAAAAGGCCCAGAAGUUUUUAGAGGUAAGGUUAUGCAUUCUAUGGAUUACUCUGCCUUGGACAAAGAAACUGCUGCUGAAUUGAUAAAAAAUAAGAGAGUUACAGUAGUAGGCUCAGGAAAAUCUGCUCUUGAUAUAGCUGCCGAAUGUGCAAAUGCAAAUGGAACCACUCACCCUUGCACGAUUAUCCAUAGAACUUCACAUUGGUUUCUCCUGGAUUUCAACAUUUUGGGCAUUAGUCUCGGAUACUUAUAUUUCAAUCGUUUCGCAGAACUUUUAGUUCACAAGCCCGGAGAAAACUUCCUUCUUGGCCUUUUGGCCACUUUACUAUCACCAUUGAGAUGGGGAAUUUCUAAACUUGCUGAAACAUAUCUGAAAUGGAAGUUGCCACUGAAGAAGUAUGGACUAGUACCUAAUCAUAGUUUUCUUCAAGAAAUAUCUGCAUGUCAAAUUGGGAUACUUCCUGAAUCAUUUUUUGAGAAAGUAGAAGAAGGAUCCAUCAUGAUAAAGAAAUCACAAAGCUUUAGCUUCUGUAAAGAAGGUUUGAUCAUCAAUGAAGAAGCUAAGCCCUUAGAAACAGAUGUAGUUAUUCUUGCCACAGGAUAUAAAGGUGACCAAAAACUUAAAAGCAUAUUCAAAUCUCCAAUAUUCCAAAAUUACAUUGACAAUUCAAAGAUUUCUCUCUAUAGGCAUAUAAUACAUCCUCGCAUCCCACAACUGGCAAUGAUAGGAUAUGCUGAGGCAAUAUCAAAUAUUGUUUCUAAUGAAAUGAGAUGCCAAUGGAUAGCACAUUUUCUAGAUGGAAACAUUGAAUUGCCUAAUAUAAAAGAGAUGGAGAAGGAUGUUAAAUUAUGGGAAGACAACAUGAAGAAAUAUUCAAGAAAAUUUUAUUGGAGAUCAUGCAUUGUUACUUGUGGCAUAUGGUAUAAUGAUCAAUUGUGCAGAGACAUGAAAUGUAACCCGAGGAGAAAGAAGAGUCUUUUUGCAGAACUAUUUGAACCAUAUGGGCCCUCUGAUUAUAACGGUCUUGUUCGUAAAUGAACAUUUAUGUGAAAUGAUCCUUUUUGUUUAGAGGUGUGUUAUUCUCACAAUUCUCACUUCAGCAGAAUAAAUUAACUGGAGGGGUACAUGGAAGUUGCUAGAGAAAGCACAACACUCGUGAAGUAGUUAUGAGUCACUUUUUUUCGCAAUAUAUAGAUAGCUUUAUCUUUUGGUUUAUUUGUCAUUAUUUUUCAAAUGUUUGCGACUUGUUGUCUUUUUCAUUUAUAGCAAACUUUGUUUUACCCUUCUUAGUUUAUUGACUCGUCUAUGGAACUCCUUUUGUUUAUGUAAUAACAUAUUGUUUAUGGUAGGUAA